CACCCGAGCUGCAGGGAAAAUAGAAGUAUAGCGCUUUACAAUGACAACCAUGACAGGAAGAGAGGAUGGCGCUGAGGAGAAGCCCAAAGUCAAGAUGCUGGCUCCAGCAUUUGGGAUCGAUAAAUCACGACUUCAUGGAUCUGGGUUUAGGUCUAAAGGCUUUGCCAUCACGGACCUACUGGGUCUUGAUACGGAUCUCCAGCCUCGCCCAUCCGGACUUUAUGGAGUAGGAGGACACGGGGAUGUUCAGAGCGCUGGGAUGGGAUUCCCUUUCGCUGGAGGAUCCUUGCCGCUUGGUCUGGGUUUCCUGUGCAGUUUGGCGGCUCAGCAACCUCCGGGGGCCCCCUGCUUCCUACCGAGUCACAUACCCCUCCUUCAGUCCAGGGCAGAGAGCCAUUUCAUGCAGAAUUUGGAGCAACAAAGAGACGCCUACUCUGGUACAGCUCAUUUCAAAUGGUUGACUUUACAGUUAGGACUUUAGGGGAGCUGUCCACUUAGCAAGUAUUCUCGGGGGGUGCUGAAACCUCAUGUAGCUCAAUUUAUUUAAAAUAUUCAAUGCAUUCAAGAUUGAUGUAGCCUAAUUUUAUCUCUCAAAAUUAAGAUGUUGAUUGAAUGUUAAACCUAUCCAAAUGAACUUAUCCCAUGUUAGUCUCGCGCUAAAUUUGAUUAGUCUAUAUUCCAUUUAUAAGCUCUCGAUUUAUUUCGUUUUUCAGCACAAUUAUAAUUUAACAUGUAUAUUUUGGAUUUUGGUUUGAUUGUUUUGUCUCUAAUAGACUAUAUGUUUCCUUUUCUUUUCAGAUGAAGAAUGUCUCUCUGGUGAACGAAACGAUUCGAAAAACUCCGGAAACUCCCAGAAGAGAAAGAAAAGGAGGCACAGGUUGGUAUGACGCAGUUUUAUUGCACCCGAGCAAAAAGAGACAUUGAGUAGGCUAUUACAUUAAAUAAGUACAAUGAGUGCCUUUAGGACGCCUGUUUUAUCAAUGCUUUCAAUAAAAUAAAAUGAAUCCAUUACAGAACUGUGUUCACGUCUCAUCAACUGGAGGAACUCGAAAAGGCAUUCCAUGAAGCACAUUACCCAGACGUGUAUGCCAGGGAAAUGUUAGCAAUGAAGACAGAAUUGCCUGAGGACAGAAUACAGGUAUGCUAUUUAUAACAACAUGUAGGCUACUACAAGGCUAACACGGGCAUGUAAACCUACAAUGGCCUUAUAUAGUUUAAUCUGCAAAAUUGUCCAAAGAUCUAACAUUUUGUGCCUAUUUUUCAGGUAUGGUUUCAGAAUCGUCGGGCCAAGUGGAGGAAACGUGAGAAGUGCUGGGGACGCAGCAGUGUUAUGGCAGAGUAUGGGCUCUACGGUGCCAUGGUCCGCCACUCCAUCCCUCUGCCAGAAUCAAUCAUCAACUCCGCCAAAAGCGGGAUGAUGGGCUCCUGUGCUCCCUGGCUUCUAGGUGAGCCAGCAGGUUGUUUGCUUUAUUAAUAAUAUAAGACUCAAAUAUGUAUUUAAUCACUUGAAUACAUAGCUGAGAUGUGUUUUGUAUCCGUACAAUGUUUGAUAGACAUUCAGCCAACAUAUUUCAUAACAUAGACAUAAUAACGAUGAAGGUCUAAGUGUUAGGCCUACAUUUUCGUUUACCAAUAGUCCUAUAGGCCUAAUGUCGAUUUAUUUUUGCAUUAUUUUGCUAUAGGCUGCGCCGAGACUGAUUGUUUUUUAUCACUUUACGCAGGAAUGCACAAGAAGUCCAUGGAGAUAGUAAAGAAAUCCCCAGGAACGCCAGAGUCUACCCACUCGGAUACUUACUCCGAGGAAACUAAAGGGAAAGACAGCGACAUGUCCUGGCCAAACCGCUCUCGUGUUAUAGACACUGAGGACAUGGCAAUAGACCUUUCCAGCACCUCUAAGCAGGACAGCAGCAAGAGCACUUUGAAAUCAUCGUCGCCCCAUAGGGAUCCCAUUCGCAACAGUGAUUCAGACGAUGAAAGCUAAAUAUAUGCCAAUACCCGUUGCAGACAGUGAGCUUAGACAUUUGCGUGGAAAUUAUGCUCACCUCGAAGACAAUUAUUUUCCAAAGAUGCGCAACGUUCCCAUCGGGUGUACAGUGUACUU
Messenger RNA from Coregonus sp. 'balchen', 2101 nucleotides. Lineage: Eukaryota; Metazoa; Chordata; Actinopteri; Salmoniformes; Salmonidae. The record is from the annotation of a GenBank genome assembly.